GCCCGAUUGCAUGUGCUUGGCUCGGAUCUUCGUGAAUUAAUGAAAACAUGUUUUUCCAGUUUUGUAGCAAGAAUUUAAGAAGAAUCUUUGGCUAAAGCUUGAAAUGCUGGUCUGGAGAAUUCAAGGGAUAUUUUACACGAGAUCUCAUGUCUGGAGAAAGUCGAAAGCGUCGGCAUGGAUCUGCAACAACGGGGAAAGAAUGUGUUGGGUUGGAUCCAUUAGAUGAAGAGCGCCGUUCUACUGUUGAGAACAAACCACCCUCUGUGCUGGCUUGCGUGACAGACCCAAUCGAAGGAGAUUCGGGGCUCGACAAAUCUUCGUCCCUAUCGGACGACCUUCACGGUAAACAAGGAAGUAAAGCUAAUUCGAAGAAAGAGGCCACUGAACAUGAUGAGGCAGACAUCGUGGAUGUAAAAGCAUCUUCUUCCUCAAAAGUUGUAUCAGGUUUGUCCACGUUAGGAGAGGUCGCGGAUCCAUCACCCUCAAAUACCAACGUAACUACACCUCAUACCUUAGUGCAAUCAAACGACUGUGUACGGACUGUAGCGGAAACAUCACCCAUGCCUGAUCUCUUUGCACAAGAUGACGAUGGAGAUACGUUCCUACAUAUUUCUGUGGUACAGGGUGACCAACCACUGAGUCAGUUUUUCAUUGAGAAAAUGAAGUCAAGAGGGGUUGAUAUUUUCAACAAGCUUAGACAAACACCGUUACAUCUUGCUGUGAUUACUCAUCAAAAAUAUCUUGUGGAAAAGCUGGUAGAGGGCGGAGCGGAUGUUAAUUUGAUGGACAGGCACGGACAGACCGCCCUUCACUUGGCCUGUCAAAAUGGUGACAUCCAUUCUGUCCUAGCUAUUCGUGACGUCACACAUAGAUGCCACAUGCAAAUAAGACUGGAUCUGAAAAAUUUCCAAGGAUUUUCAGUGCUUCAUGUGGCGACUUUGAAUGGAAAUAAACAGCUUGUUGAAACAAUUCUUGACAUGGGAGCAGACAUUAACGAUCAGGAUUCCAACAGUGGUCGUACAGCUUUGCAUCACGCAGUGGAGGCUGGGAAAAAUCAUGUGGUAGAGUACUUGAUAACACGUGGUGCUGACGUCAACAAAGUUACGUUCGCUGGAAACACUCCGCUUCACACGGCUAGCGGUCGGGACAUGGAUCAGAUGGUGAAACUUCUUAUUCAACACGGUGCCAACGUAAACAUUGCUAACCUAGAGGGUGAUAUUCCGAAAGUGGGACAAACAAGUGAACAGGCGAAGAGACAUUUCCGAUCCAAAGAAAAACAAACCAAAAGGAGAAAAAAAUGAUCCUGACAAAUUAUCUGCACAAGAUCAAUCACUCUGACGGGAACUGAGGAACUUGGUUUGAGUUGACUGAAGUCGUGCUCAGGAGCCUGGGAAAUUUGAGUCUUAUGCGGUGUCGCUCAUAUUUUGUUGUGGGAAUGCGCCGGCCGGAGUAAUUACUUGCAACUUGAGAUGCUUUGAACGUGGCCGUAAGCAUCAAGAUGGAGAUGACAGUUCCAAUUGAAAAGUUACAGUUCUAAACCAUUAACGUU
Pocillopora damicornis (cauliflower coral) is the source of this 1549-nucleotide messenger RNA. RefSeq lists its product as uncharacterized. The record is from RefSeq and is a predicted model, not a curated record. Gene Ontology annotation, cellular component: cytosol. Lineage: Eukaryota; Metazoa; Cnidaria; Anthozoa; Scleractinia; Pocilloporidae. Gene Ontology annotation, biological process: cellular response to tumor necrosis factor. Gene Ontology annotation, molecular function: NF-kappaB binding.